Molecule: messenger RNA, 1245 nt
Organism: Parascedosporium putredinis
Lineage: Eukaryota; Fungi; Ascomycota; Sordariomycetes; Microascales; Microascaceae
Source: the annotation of a GenBank genome assembly
AUGACAGCGCAAACAACCUCCAGCCCAACCGGCAACACGACGGGCCUCCUCGACAUCUUCGGCCAGCAACCCUUCCUCGACAAGCUCUACACCCAAAUCACGCUAUGCUACCCCAGCCCCGAUGACGUGUCCGUCCCCCACCUCACAGAAACCCUCGAGGGCGGCCUGCGCACCCUCGCCGCGUCCUUUCCCUGGGUCGCCGGCCAGGUCGUCCACGAGCCCGUCGAGGGCGGCACGGGCAUCUACCGGUUCGCGCCGCUCGACCCGACCCCGCGCCUAGUGGUCAAGGACCUCCGCGGCGACGCUUCCGCCGUGACGAUGGCGCAGCUAAGGGAGGCGCGCUUCCCCAUGAGCAUGCUCGACGAGUCCGUCGUCGCCCCGCGCAACACCCUCACGCUACCGGGUACGCCCGAGGCCGAGCAACCCGCGCCCGUUUUCCUCGUGCAAGUUACCCUCGUCCAGGGCGGCGCGCUCUUGACGUUUGUCGCGCAGCACAACGUCGUGGAUAUGGGUGGCCAGGCCCGCAUCAUGGCCCUGCUCGCCAAGGCCUGCGCCGGCGAGGCUUACACCCCCGAAGAGAUCGAGGGCGGAAACACCGAUAGGGAGAACGUGAUCCCCUACUUGACGACUCGCUUCGUAUCCACCGACGACUGCGUCACCGCCCUCAUCUGGCAAGCCACCACGCGCGCCCGCGUGCCCCGCAUCGGCGCCAACGCCCCCACCACCCUCGCCCGCGCCAUCGACGUCCGCCGCUACCUCGGCCUGCCCGAUACCUACCCCGGCGUCACGCAGAGCAUGACCUACCACACCGUCUCCCAAGCCGAGGACCUCGCUUCCUCUUCGCACAGCCCCGUGGGCGCCGUGGCCUCGGGCCUGCGCACCGCGCUGGGCAGCCGGUCCGCGGACAGCGACAUCGCGUUCCGCACGCGCGCCUUUGCGACCGUGCUCGCGCGCUCCCCGAAUAAGAUGGUCCUCGGCGUCACGGCCAUGAUCAACCCUUCCCACGACAUCAUGCUCAGCUCGUGGGCGAACCGCGCCGACUUCUUCGAGCACGACUUUGGCUUGGGGCUCGGGACGCCCGAGGCCGUGCGGAGGCCGCGCUUUAUGCCGUUUGAGAGCUUGAUGUACUUGAUGCCGAGGAAGAAGGGGGCUGAGAUUGUGGCUGCCCUUUCGUUGAGGGAGGAGGAUAUGGAGAGGUUGAAGACGGAUGCGGAGUUUGCCAAGUACGCGACGUACAUAGGGUGA